This is a messenger RNA of Limanda limanda (common dab), 264 nucleotides long. RefSeq names its product phosphodiesterase 6G, cGMP-specific, rod, gamma, paralog b (gene pde6gb). Bases 1 to 264 code for a protein of 87 amino acids. Gene Ontology annotation, cellular component: photoreceptor outer segment membrane. NCBI's taxonomy places the organism in Eukaryota, Metazoa, Chordata, Actinopteri, Pleuronectiformes, Pleuronectidae. The record is from RefSeq and is a predicted model, not a curated record. Gene Ontology annotation, molecular function: 3',5'-cyclic-nucleotide phosphodiesterase activity; cGMP binding. Gene Ontology annotation, biological process: positive regulation of epidermal growth factor receptor signaling pathway; positive regulation of G protein-coupled receptor signaling pathway; visual perception. The transcript has 3 exons.
AUGAAUCUCGAGGCGCCCAAAGCUGAAAUCAAGUCGGCCACCCGAGUCAGCGGAGGCCCGGCCACUCCACGCAAGGGCCCCCCCAAGUUCAAGCAGAGGCAGACUCGUCAGUUCAAGAGCAAGCCUCCAAAGAAGGGCAUCCAGGGCUUUGGUGACGACAUCCCUGGAAUGGAGGGCUUAGGCACAGACAUCACCGUCAUCUGCCCCUGGGAGGCCUUCAAUCACCUGGAGCUGCAUGAGCUGGCCCAGUACGGAAUCAUCUGA